Messenger RNA from Benincasa hispida (wax gourd), 514 nucleotides. Lineage: Eukaryota; Viridiplantae; Streptophyta; Magnoliopsida; Cucurbitales; Cucurbitaceae. The record is from RefSeq and is a predicted model, not a curated record.
UUUUUUUCCUAAACCAUAAAAAGAAAUUCUCUCUACUCUCCCAAAGGUUUUUGCUCCUCACCCUCUUCCAAUAGUUAGAUGUCACCUAUCAUUCUAUUGGAAUUCUUGAGAAUAACAAGGUUAUUCUCGUGGUCGUGUUCAAGAUUGUUCAAGGAGACAUUCGUGUUCAAGAUCGUUGUAGGAGUCGUUCGUUGGAAUAUCAAGAGGAUCAUUUUAGAAGCUUGGGAAUCUAUAAAGGUGUUGCUUGGAAAGGAGAAGAUAAGCUUGCUUGGGUUUUUUGGAUUUAAUUUUGAGAUAAGGGUAAGAACUUGCCGACGAAUGACAAGCGGAGUUCGUGAUCGAGCCACUGGGAUCAGUCAAUGCUUUCGCUCAUGCUUUCAGGAUUUAUAUUUUUUAAAAUUUCUAGUCUUGAUGUUUGAACUUGAAGUUUUGGUAUUUGUGCUUUUAAACUUUUUAUGAGAAUUUUCUAGUUUUGAUUUAUGGUUUUAAGGGUACCCUGUUAAAUGACUUUUCA